AUGUUGCCACCACGAAGCGCCGUCGGUCGAAUACCGAGUCUCAUUCGACCGGCCAAUCCCCCUCGAAUCCCCAGCAGCAUUCAAAUGCGACCUUUCACCCACCGCACACGCCUACUACUUCUCUCUCCGGCCCCCGGCCGCCCACAGCUACCAUUCCUAUCACCGCUCGCGCCAACGCGCCCACUUCCGCCUCUAUCAAUUCACCUCCGCCAGCACUUCAAGCGCUUGGUCUCUACCGCCAGCCGCGAGAACUAUAAAAAACGAGUGUCACGAGGCCUGAAGCUCGGUAUAUCGCUCUACGCCAUCCUGAUCUUGUUCUCCGCCAUCAAGCUUGGUGUCUACCAAGAGGAUAUCGAGCAUUCAUGGCCCACGCCUCCGGAAUGGUCAUGGAAGAGUCGCUGGUGCCUGCGAUCCGCACAGGCACUGCAGAAUCCCGAACAGAUCGGCAAGUUGAUGACCAAUUGGCCCAUGGUCGCGGGGUAUCUCCGUGAACUGCUGGAGCGACUGGAGAAUCUAGAAGGAGAAGGUCAGGGCAUUAUCGAACAGGAUGAAGGCGGCUUCUUGGUAGAAGGCGUUGGCCGCACCGGGCUUGACGUCUCGGCGAAAAGUGAGCCUUGGCGCCGUGGAUAUUUCCAGGCUCUGAUGGGAGCCGCGAAGGCUGCUGAGAAUCUGGAUGGCUGGUUGACGGAUCGCAAGCAGCGUAUCUCCGCGCCGGCGGAGUACGUUGUUGGACCCUCGAAUCCUCGUCCCAAGCCCAUGCCCGCGGGCCAGAAGAAGGUCCCGCAGGAAGAGGACUGUGAGAAGGCGUCUCCCUCUCCUGAAAGUUUCUACAUGAAGGUUUUGACGACCAAGGGCUUUGAUACGAGGCAGAAGCUUGAUGCGGCUUUGGCGUACGCUGACUGGCUCGACUUUAAGGGUCUGGGGAUCACAGCGGGUGAUAUGUACACCUGGGCUCUGGAUAUCGCCGCCAGUGGGAUGGAUGGCGAUGCCAGCAAGAUUAUCGAUAUGAAGAAUGGUCUUUUGAAGAACAACGCUGGAGAUCUGCCUUCGGAAAACAUCCUGCGUGUGUCUACCGCCAUCGCCGUGCACAACGCCCGCCAAGGCAAUCUCCCUACAGCCCUAUCUCUCUUCACAUCCGUUCUGAAAGCCCGCCGCAAUCUCCCCCUGUCAACAGACUCCGAUCUCCCCAUCACCUUCUCACCACCCCCUAAAACAACCAACGACCCCUUCGCCUCUCUCUUCAAAUCCCUCAAAACCGUCCUCAUCCCCGUGGAGUACCCAGAGCCACUCCCUUCAGGCGAUGAACCACCCCGCCGAACCACCGCAUCCGCCUGCGAGGAAGCAGGUCUGAUGACCUACAUCGGCGAAAUCCUCUACGCCUCCUCGACGAAAGAAUCCGGCCUCGCCUGGACCCGCGACGCAGUCGACAUGGCCGAGUCCACCAUGGUUGAUCUGGGUAAUUCGCACGACCGUGCGGCCCGAACGCGCUGUGCACAGUGUCUAAAGGUCGGUCUGGAGAAUUGGAAGACAAUGGUCUCGUCUCUAGUUUCUCGGGCCCGGAAAGAGGAGCAGGAGAGCCGGGAGCAGGCGAAGAGCGCUUGGUAUGGUGGAGAGCGUCGUGCGCAGGCUAAGUCUCUUGAGCGGAGGCGCUGGGAGGCUGAGGAUUCUAUCUUGGAAGAUCGGAUUCGCAGAUUGUUCCCUCUGCUGGAGGGGGAGUCGGGAUUGGAUACCCUCGCUCCGAAUAGUUCUCUCUUCGUGUAA
Penicillium brevicompactum is the source of this 1761-nucleotide messenger RNA. RefSeq lists its product as uncharacterized. The transcript has a single exon. The record is from RefSeq and is a predicted model, not a curated record. Bases 1 to 1761 code for a protein of 586 amino acids. Lineage: Eukaryota; Fungi; Ascomycota; Eurotiomycetes; Eurotiales; Aspergillaceae.